AUGUCGUCGUCGCGGACGCACUACGAAGUCCUGGGCGUCGACGCGCGCGACGCGUCGACGGAGGACAUCAAGCGCGCGUACAAAGCGGCGGCGCUCGCGUCGCACCCCGACAAGCGCGCGUCGCGCGUAGACGGCGCAGCGGGCGACAACUCCGAGUUCCUCAAGGUUCAGGCCGCGUGGGAGAUCCUCAAGGAGAGCGCCUCGCGCGCGGCGUACGACGCGCGGCUCCUGGAGACGGCGCGCAGAGACGCGGACGUCGUCGUCUCCGACGAGUUCGACAUCGACGACAUGGACGCCGAGGGGAGCUCCCCGACGAAAUUCACGCGUCGGUGCCGGUGCGGGGACGCGUACGAGGUGUGGAGCGACGAGCUGUUGGCGUCCUUCGACGCGAUCGACGUCCCGUGCGCGAGCUGUUCGCUGCACGUGCGCGUGCGGUUGACGGGCGGCGCCGCCGCGGCGAAGUUCGACGCGUUCGCGAUGGCGACGGCGGCGGCGACGGCGGCGGCGGCGGCGGCGGCGGGGACGAAGGACGACGCCGCGUCGUAG
Molecule: messenger RNA, 546 nt
Organism: Micromonas pusilla CCMP1545
Lineage: Eukaryota; Viridiplantae; Chlorophyta; Mamiellophyceae; Mamiellales; Mamiellaceae
Exons: 2
Coding region: 1-546 (181 amino acids)
Cellular component (GO): cytosol
Source: RefSeq, a predicted model, not a curated record